AUGGCCCAGGUGGACUUGGCCGCUGGUCGGUCCGAUCGAGCUUGUACAGGCAUCGGUCUAGGUCUUCGUAUCCUUCAAUCAGCAGGCCUGCAUAGAAGGGAUGCAUACACUUCGCUGAUGAACAGUGACGAGAUCGAAGAGCACAAGCGCAUUGCAUGGUCUUUCUUUAUGCUGGACAGGCACUAUAAUGCUUCUCGGACCUACUCCCUCGCUCUGGCCGACAAACACUUUACGCUCCCAUUCCCAUCAAGUAUAAGGAUAGGGGCGGAGGGCUUCUUAAAUAUUGGCAUAUUGCACUACAGGCCAGGAAUAGCGGCGAAUAGCAUUGAUCAGGGCAUUCUAUCUUGCCUCAUACGUCUCUCAUCCAUAUGGGGUAAGGCCACUGAGUAUAUUUUCGAACCUCUCGAGGCGACUGCUCAACCGCCGUGGCAGUCAGGAACCGCGUUGGCGGUUCUAGAGUCCGACUGGUUGCAGUUCCAGACACAUUUCGCAGAUGCACAUCGUUACAUGAACGUCGAUUUUCGACGGCGUGCUCGAGAAGAACCCUCCUCUCGUGCCUAUUUGUCGACCUGGCUUUGCGUCCAAUUCCUGUUUCACUCUCUACAAGGCUUUCUACAUCAUCCUUUUGUCGUUAGCUCGAAAUUGCGUGCGGUGGAAGGAAAUAUACCGUCCACAUUUUUGCAGAAGUGCUAUGAAAGUUCUCUCAUUCACUCUAGAUGGAUCGCUCGUUUUGUACGGGAAAUGACUGAGGUGGACAUGCGACUUCAGGAUCCCUUCAUUGGGUACCUUUGUGCUAUUGCUGCUACGAUCCAACUCGAGCACACGGUCGGCAACAAUCAAAAAGUCUCUCGUUUAGCAAAGAAGGAUUAUCGCAUUCUUGUGGAUUAUGUGAUUGGGAUGUCUGCACAGUGGGAGAACAUGAGAGUCUUGGUAUACAACCUCCCUUCUACUCGACUGAACGAACUAUCAUUCAGACGCCGAAAAUAUGGCUCUCUCUAUGAGAACCAAGAACAGUUUUCAGGAAUUCUCCCACGCAUGCCGACCUCGACCGAGUUGCCUCGAAUGUCUGCCGAGGACGAAGCUCUCAUGUGGGAUAUACUCGACUUCAAUUCUUCCUGUAGCUUUGCGCAAGCUUUCUCUCUCGGAGGCCUUACCUCUCACAAUCGCAUCGCUGGUUCUCAGGUCUUAGAUCAAGGCGAACAUGCGCCUCCGACCCAGGACCAGCAAGCAACGUUCGUCCAGCCAUUUUCAAUCCAGGGCAUGUCCUCUCUCUUCGAGACAGCUAUGGAUCCCAGUCCAGAUGCCUUUUUGCCGGAUGGUGACGACCCUGGGUUAUCGCUGUCUGACACCACAGACUGGCUUCUUUUUCGUGGUUAUCUUGGAGAGCAGCUAUGA
This is a messenger RNA of Aspergillus clavatus NRRL 1, 1395 nucleotides long. RefSeq names its product fungal specific transcription factor domain-containing protein. NCBI's taxonomy places the organism in Eukaryota, Fungi, Ascomycota, Eurotiomycetes, Eurotiales, Aspergillaceae. Bases 1 to 1395 code for a protein of 464 amino acids. Gene Ontology annotation, molecular function: zinc ion binding; DNA binding. Gene Ontology annotation, biological process: DNA-templated transcription. The record is from RefSeq and is a predicted model, not a curated record. The transcript has 2 exons. Gene Ontology annotation, cellular component: nucleus.